This is a messenger RNA of Nerophis lumbriciformis (worm pipefish), 534 nucleotides long. Lineage: Eukaryota; Metazoa; Chordata; Actinopteri; Syngnathiformes; Syngnathidae. The record is from RefSeq and is a predicted model, not a curated record.
AUGGAGCAAGUGGGUAAGAUCAUCUUUUACCAAGAGCAGAACUUUAAGGGCGACUAUUACGAGUGCAGCAGUGACUGUCCUGAACUGAACAGCCACUUGAGUCACUGCAGCUCAGUGCGCGUGAAGAGCGGAGCCUGGGUUCUGUUCGAGAGGCCAAACUACUUGGGUGACCAGUAUGUCAUCACUAGGGGCGAGUACCCAAACUACCACCACUGGAAGGGCAACAAUGACAGCAUCCGCUCCUGCCACAUGAUCCCUAACUUUUCUGGCACAUUCCGAAUCCGUAUCUUCGAUGAGCCCGAUUUCAGGGGUCAAAUGCUGGAGUGCAUGCAAGAUGUCAACCAGCUGCUGGACGUUUGGCCUACAGGAGCCAUCCACUCUGCCCAAGUACAAGAUGGUGCUUGGAUCUUCUAUGAGCUUCCUGACUACCAGGGACGCCAGUAUCUGCUGGAAAGGGGCCAGUACCGCCGCUUCGGUGAGUGGGCCGCCAUGGAACCCACGGUGGGAUCCCUCCGGCGUGUCCAUGACAUUUAG